Molecule: messenger RNA, 1101 nt
Organism: Talaromyces marneffei
Lineage: Eukaryota; Fungi; Ascomycota; Eurotiomycetes; Eurotiales; Trichocomaceae
Exons: 4
Coding region: 1-1101 (366 amino acids)
Biological process (GO): transcription by RNA polymerase II; transcription initiation at RNA polymerase II promoter
Cellular component (GO): transcription factor TFIIA complex
Source: RefSeq, a predicted model, not a curated record
AUGGCAAAUCAGCAAGUGGGCACGGUAUACGACCGUGUCAUCCAAGAGGUAUGCGAGGCAUCGCGAGUCGACUUUGAAGAAGGCGGAGUCGACCAACAGACUCUGGAAGAGAUGCGACGGAGCUGGCAGCAAAAACUUUCUUCCCUAGGUGUCGCUCAUUUCCCCUGGGAUCCUCCUCUGAGGCAGACCCCCCCACCUGCGCAGCCUCCCAGUCAACAAAUACUCCCUCCAGCUGCCACAGUACCAUCAAAUGCACCACGGCCGACGCCUCCACCUGCACAACCAGCGGUGACACUCCCGCCUCCAGUCUCUACAGAAGAUAACACCCCGAUCAUCAAAACUGAGCCGGGUCUCAACGGACAGCAUGUCGGAAUUUCAGCGAACGGAGGACCCUCGGGCCCACUUGAUGCUCAGGCACUCGCUCGGGAACGUGCAAUGAGUAACUUGCACUCAAAGUAUGGUGCCGCCGCAGCAAAUUCAGUGAGUCAGUUGCAAGCCCAGAGUCAAGCCGCUCUCUCCUUGCCUGGACAACAACGUCCUCAGAACGGUAUACCUCAAGAUGUGAAACCCAUUGUUCAGCAACCAUACCCAGGUAUAGCACCACCCCAAGGUGUCUCCUAUCCCCCGCAAACUGAUGGUGCCCAUGACGAUGCGCUCGCUCAAUGGAAAGCGGAAGUCGCUCACCGACGCGAACUUGCUAAACGCAACAACGGCGAAGGUGAUCGGAUGUUGAUGGCACAACUGAAAAUGGACGCUCUACGUCUUGAAGGUGGUGGCCUUAUGGUCCCACUUGAUGAGCGUUCUUCGUCUGGUCUACCAGCAAGAAUAAGUUCAGAUCCAACGGCAGCUUCUGCCCAGACGGAUGGUCCAGCCGAUGACGAGGAUGACGAGGAUGCUAUCAACUCCGACCUUGAUGAUCCUGAUGACCUGGUGAAUGAAGAUCCUGAAGGCGACGAAGCAGUCGGAGAGGUCAUGCUUUGCACUUAUGAUAAGGUCCAGCGUGUGAAGAAUAAGUGGAAGUGUACCUUGAAAGACGGCAUCCUCUCCACGGGCGGUAAAGAAUACGUCUUUCACAAAGGACAAGGUGAAUUCGAGUGGUAG